CCUCGUCAUUUCCUCCUUUAGUUUCAUUUCCCAGCAAAACUCUCCCUCGCAGCCCUGCCCUGGAUCUGAAUUUCCAUGGCCCGGGCAGAGGCUGUGGCCGGGCUCAAGGAUGAACUGACCUGUCCCAUCUGCCUGGACAUUUACAGGGACCCCACAUCCCUGGGCUGCAGCCACAGUUUCUGCAGGGACUGCAUCAGCCAGGCUCUCCGGAGCCAGCAGAGCCCUGCCCGCUGCCCGCUGUGCCAAUCUUCCGCCGGGGCGCCGAAACCCAACUUCCAGCUCCGCAACAUCGUGCAGAAAUUCAUGGAUGCUCCUGAGCACCGAGAGGAGGAAACACAGGGAGAUCAAUGUGAGGAGAAAGGGAAAAGCUCAGGCCAGCCAGAGGAGGUGGUGCUGUGUGAUUCCUGCCUCCAGGAGCCCCAGCCUGCAGUCAAGACAUGCCUGAGCUGCGAAGCCUCCCUGUGCCAAGCCCACCUGAGCAAGCACAGCAGCAGCAAUGCCCAGAAGAACCAUGUGCUGGUGGAGCCCUGCCAUGGGCAGGCUUUGGCUGAGAGGAGAUGCCCCAAGCACGGCAAAAUGCUGGAAUGCUUUUGUGACACGGACCAGGAGUGCAUCUGCAUCCUGUGCUCCAUCCUCUCCCACCAGAACCACAAGAUUAUCAGUUUGGAGGAGGCUUUCAAAGCCGCCCAGACAUCUUUUCCUGAAAUUCUGGGAACACUGAAAUACAACGAAGCUGCACUGGAUCAAGCCAUAGCAAACCUGGUGCAACAAGGGAAUAGACUAAAGACUGAGGAGAGCCAGGGGAGGGAAUGGCUGGAGAGCCUGUUCAAGGAGAUGCAGAAGCAGCUAGAGGAGAAAAAAGGAGAGAUCCUGAAAGUUCUCACUGACUACAAGGAUCAACACCUUUCUCGGAUUCAGGGAGAGAUAAAUAAUCACAAGGAGAAGAAGGAUUCAGCCAUCCAUGAUAUUCAGGAGCUGGAGGCUCUGAGAAAUCAGAAGGACACUCUUCUUUUCACCAAGGCUUUUACAGCAAUUGAUGCCAGGAAACAUGAGCCAGUUCCUAGCACGGAUGAUGUGGUGAUACCACAGCCACCCAUUACUUUGGAUGAAUCAACAAGAGAUGCUGUUCUGAGGCUUUUCCAGCAAUUCCUCUCAAAUGCAGAUGCCGCCUUGAAGCCACCGCCACCUCCAGUUUAUGGAUCAGGACCUCCUAGUCUUUUCUCAUUUGGUGCAAGUACAACACAACAUGGACCCUCGGAUGUGGAUCUUCUUUGGGGUCAAGGAAAUCCAAGGCAGAAUGUGUACUCUGACUACUAUCAAUGCUACUAUGAAGACUGAACAUCCUGCUGAGAGCUUCAGGCUUGCAAGGACAGGAACCAUCCCUUUGAAGUAUCCCAUCCAUGCUGCCAUCAGUGUGUGGAAACUCCUGCAGUGAUGUGGAGACAAGGUUGUAUUUUGUUUUAUUUUGUUUUUUUAUUUUGUUUAUUUCCAGGCCUAAGAAUUGUGAGCCUUGCACAGAGGCUGUGCUAAGGUAUAUCAGAAACUGGACUGCGGGUUGCUGUGAUGGGGGUGUAUCACAGCACCCUGCCUCUUCCUGCAAGAGUCCUCUUUUAUUUGUUCUGUUAAUCAUAAUGGAAAUACCAUUAAGUUGAUCACUUUUGCUUAGCUGUAUCAAGUACUAUGUUGGGUUCAUGAUAUUAAAGUCAUGUUUUCAGCUUGCAAACCAUGAUGGCAAUUUAUUUUAUCUAGAAGAUGACAUCACAACAUUAACUGGUACAGAACCAGGCAGCAGCAAUGCUGAUCUUUGACCUAAGGCAGCAGCUUUUGCCUCUGCUGCCUCUUUCCAUCCUGCACAACCAGUGCAGAAGCAAAGCUGCCCUGAGAGUUGAGGAGAGAAUGGGCAGCAUUCCCUGCUGGAGUCGGAGGGGAAACUUCCCAAAGCGGCUGUCAGAACGUGGGGAAGCGUGGAGCUGGGACAGGGAGCAUUUCUCAGCUUGGCCUGCAGUGGAGGAAGGGCUUGGAAGGGAAGGGCUUGGAAGGGAAGGGCUUGGAAGGGAAGGGCUCAGAAGGGAAGGGCUU
Messenger RNA from Catharus ustulatus (Swainson's thrush), 2079 nucleotides. Its product is annotated as tripartite motif-containing protein 29-like. The record is from RefSeq and is a predicted model, not a curated record. Lineage: Eukaryota; Metazoa; Chordata; Aves; Passeriformes; Turdidae. The transcript is spliced from 7 exons. The coding region runs from base 76 to 1338 and encodes 420 amino acids. Gene Ontology annotation, molecular function: zinc ion binding.